AUGUUUUUCUUUGAUUCGGAGACUGAAAGUGAAGGCGAAGAAGUGUUCUAUGCCAAAAUAAAAAGAAGAUAUUUGAGAGAUAACAGCAACCCAUUCGAAUUGAGUGAAAAUGACUUUGUACAGCAGUUUAGAGUCAACAAGGAAUGUUUUAAAAUGAUACUCAGCUCGUUAGAUCUUCCACAAGACAGAAGAAGAACAUCAGUUCCACCAGUUCUACAGCUGUGUGCAACAUUAAAUCUCCUAGCUAGUGGGAGUUACCAAACCAAUGUUGGAACAAAUGUGUUGCUAAGUAUGGCACAGACAACAGUUUCCAAGUUCUUUCGCCGAACGUUGAGUCUCCUGGAAAAUAAGUUUUGUCCGCAAUGGAUUAAAUUUGAUUGCUCUAAAUUUAGAGACAGCAAGGAGUACUACUAUAGGAAAUUUAAACUACCGGGAAUAGUGGGCUGCGUUGAUGGUACUCAUAUUCCUAUUUUAAGACCAAAAGAAAACGAGCACAUCUAUUUCAACCGUAAAGGGUUCCAUAGUUUGAAUGCAAUGGUGAUUUGCAAUCAUCUAAACGAAAUAAUAGCAAUCAACAGUUCACAUGGUGGUGCUGCACAUGACUCGGCUGUUUGGAAUUGCAGCAAUGAGGUAGAGUUUCUAAAACAACAAUUUCAUGCAGGUGAAGUAAGCAUUCGACUUCUGGGUUAG
Eupeodes corollae is the source of this 690-nucleotide messenger RNA. RefSeq names its product putative nuclease HARBI1. The transcript has 3 exons. The record is from RefSeq and is a predicted model, not a curated record. The coding region runs from base 1 to 690 and encodes 229 amino acids. NCBI's taxonomy places the organism in Eukaryota, Metazoa, Arthropoda, Insecta, Diptera, Syrphidae.